Molecule: messenger RNA, 2537 nt
Organism: Stylophora pistillata
Lineage: Eukaryota; Metazoa; Cnidaria; Anthozoa; Scleractinia; Pocilloporidae
Product: SMAD family member 1
Biological process (GO): BMP signaling pathway; regulation of transcription by RNA polymerase II; anatomical structure morphogenesis
Cellular component (GO): heteromeric SMAD protein complex
Molecular function (GO): RNA polymerase II cis-regulatory region sequence-specific DNA binding; DNA-binding transcription factor activity, RNA polymerase II-specific; I-SMAD binding
Source: RefSeq, a predicted model, not a curated record
ACUUCAGUUUACGAUCGAGUUGAUAGGGAAGGGUGACGUUCAAGUUGCUGCAGUUCUUCUUUCUUUAUUAAACUUCAAAAGGAAAAGAAACAGGCGUCGAAGGACCUACGCAAUAGCUUUUAUAAUUGUUUUAUUUUAACGCAUAGACUACGGUGGCAAACCGUCGAGUAGCAAUUCGGAUAUGUCUACACUGUUUUCGUUCGCGCACCCUGCUGUUAAGAGAAUACUUGGUUGGAAGCAAGGCGACGAGGAGGAAAAGUGGGCUGAAAUUGCAAUUUCGUACCUUGCUAGAAGGCUCAAGAAGAAGAAAGGUGCCAUGGAGGAGCUUGAGAAAGCGCUUUCCAAUCCGAAUCAACCAUCACAAUGCGUAACUCUCCCUCGAGGCACCGAUGGACGAAUUCAAGUUCGUCAUAAGAAAGGACUACCCCAUGUUAUUUACUGCCGUGUUUGGCGAUGGCCCGAUCUCCAGAGUCCUCACGAAUUAAAGGCACUGGAUUGUUGCGAAUAUGGUUUUGGGUUGAAAAAGAAAGAAGUUUGUAUCAAUCCUUUCCAUUACAGUCGAGUGGAGACUCCAGUUUUACCUCCAGUGUUGGUGCCACGGCAAAGUGAAUACCCAAAACCUCCACCACCUUUACCACCCUCAUUUCAAAGUGCAGCUGAGCCUCCAUUGCCAUACAAUGCUUGUUUCCCAUUCAAACAACAAGCGCAAAGGCCCGAGGGCAGAACGAACAUGUAUGUGGCAGAGUCACCAAAAAGUUAUAUAUCUGAGGAUGCAGAAUCCCCAUGUCCCACGGACCCAAAUACUAUGGAUGUGGAUGUUGUUGGAUCUCUGCCAACAAUGGUGAACCAACCAUAUUUAUCUCAUGUUACUCCAGUGAGCUAUCAAGAACCAAUAUCGUGGUGUUCUAUCUCAUACUAUGAGCUGAACAAUAGAGUUGGAGAUCAGUUCCAUGCAUAUCGUAACAGUAUUAUGGUGGAUGGAUUCACAGAUCCAAACACCAGAAACUCGGAAAGAUUCUGUUUAGGUCUGUUAACCAAUGUCAGUCGUAACUCAACCAUUGAGAGCACAAGACGACAUAUUGGAAAAGGUGUACAUCUGUACUAUGUGGGUGGAGAGGUUUUUGCUGAAUGCCUCAGUGACUCUGCCAUCUUUGUGCAAAGUAGAAAUUGUAACAACAGCCAUGGUUUUCACCCUACAACAGUGUGUAAGAUUCCAUCAGGCUGUACCUUGAAAAUUUUCAACAACCAAGAGUUUGCUCAGCUGCUUUCUCAGUCUGUUAAUUAUGAUUUUAAGGCUGUGUACGAUUUGGUAAAAAUGUGUUCUAUUCGCCUGAGUUUUGUCAAAGGCUGGGGGGCCGAGUAUCACCGCCAAGAUGUUACAAGUACACCAUGCUGGAUUGAAAUUCAUCUGCGAGGUCCUCUGCAGUGGCUUGACAAGGUGCUGACUCAGAUGAAUACAGAAGGAAUGAAUUCAACAAACUCAUUUGAUUAAUCACUACAUAAUCUUAUAUUUUGUUUAACCUCUAACUCCCAGAAGUGAUCCACAUGAAACUUCUCCUUAUAAUCUCUGUAAAUUAUCCAGCAAACAGGUAAUGAGGGUACUCAAGCUUAUCAAGUAGAACUUUUCCUGAUCUAACACCAAAUCCUUGUAACUAAUUAAUAAGGAAAUGUGUAGAGGCUAGAGGAGAGAAAUAACAAUCAGAUCCUGGGAGUUAAGGGGGAAAUAUGUAUGCACCGGUAUGAAUGAAGUUUUGGUUUUUAAAACUAUCCCUGAUUCUAACGAAAUUCUUCUACCCCUCCCCCCCUUUUCCACUGCGGACAUAGUUGGGUCGUGUAGCUUCCCCUUUUGUAAAUGUCUGCCUGCUUGAGUGGUGUAUUCUUUUCCAAUCAGAUAUGUUGACAAUCAAAGUUCUUUUCUUUGUUUCUGGUCAGACAUGUGGGAAGUUUGAGAAUGCUGAGUUCUUUAACAGUAGCUGAAGAUAGCUCAUAUUGAGUAUAUCAAUAGGAAAGGAGUGUUUGCUUUUGAUUAUGCUUGCAACUAUUUGUUAGUAAGAAGUAAUUACUAUAGGGUGGGUAUGGAUGUUUCCUGGUUAAAAAAAAAAUAAAGUAAUUCUGUACUUGAGCAAAGUGGCCCACCAAGCCGGAGCUUAUCCAAGUUUAAAUAGCAUUAAGUUCAAUUCAAUCAAAGUUUAUUGUCUAACGUGAGGCAUGGUUGCCCAAUUGCCCGAGCCAGAGGCUCAUGUAUAAAACGGUAGUAUCACCAGGAGUAUCACCACUUUCCCCUGGUGGGAAUGCUAGUCCAUAUCAAGGUAUCCCACUAGCAUUUCAUUGGGUCUCCCUGGCAAUUUGGCAGGACCCAUGUACAUUCCUGGGUGGAGAGAGGCACUGUGAGUGUAAAGUGUUUUGCCCAAGAACACAACACAAUGACUCGGCCAGGACCUCUCAAACUCCAGUCCAGUGAACUUUUAACCAUCCGGCACAGAUGUUUUCUUGAGCAACAUAUUAUUUUGAUCUUAUAUCGAAAAAAAAAAAAAAAA